Ficedula albicollis (Collared flycatcher) is the source of this 3637-nucleotide messenger RNA. Its product is annotated as protein phosphatase 1 regulatory subunit 12B-like. The transcript has 7 exons. Bases 626 to 1186 code for a protein of 186 amino acids. Gene Ontology annotation, molecular function: phosphatase regulator activity; protein kinase binding; enzyme inhibitor activity. Gene Ontology annotation, cellular component: cytoplasm; Z disc; A band. Lineage: Eukaryota; Metazoa; Chordata; Aves; Passeriformes; Muscicapidae. The record is from RefSeq and is a predicted model, not a curated record.
GGAGGAGGUGGAGGAGGAGGAUGGAACAAAACCCAACUUCAGCUGGACUGCCCCUUUCCAAACCAGCGUUUGUUCCUGAUUUAUGCUUUUGUGUUUCCCUUAAAACGUGCGGCUCCGUGCAGCAGGGGCAGAGCUCGCGGCCGCGCUCCGGAGUAAACCAGGCUUUGCUUUUCCUUUCCUUUUUGUAGCUUUUUUUGGCAAAAGCUUCGUGUCUAGAUAAACCCAGCCAGUUUCCAGCUCUCUCCUCGAGCUGGGGGUUUGUGUCUCCUGCAGUUCUGGGGAGAGGUUGAUCCCUCUGGGCCUGUGGCACGCUCUGGACGAGAAGAAAUGUCCUUUUGCGGAGAAGUCGGGCCGGGGCCCGGGCGGUGAGGCUGGCACAGAGCAGCACCCGGCACUGGAGCACAGCAAGUCCCUGACACCUUCUCUGCUUCUGCUCGGACGAGAAACAUUGGGAACCUCAGCUCUUCCUGCAGCAGAUUAAUGCCUAAAAUUACACACCCUAAACAGGAGGGUUUAAUUACCAGAGCUGUGAAUAGUUUAAUUAGUUUGUUCUGACCUUGGAAGAAGGACCUGCCCAGCACCGUAGAGCGACAGGAGAGCAAGACUGGUGUUGCUUCCCACAGCCAUGUCGUCCCUGUACACCAGGAGUAAGGAAUACACUCGCAGCAGGAAGGCUCAGUCAGACUCUCCCCCGUCCUCUCCUUCCCCGAUCGCAAAGACACUCAGACAUGAAAGACUUUCCAGGCUGGAAGCAGCGAACGCCAGCAGCAGCGAGCCGUCCUACGGCGAGCGCGCCUCCGGCCGCUGCAGCGCCUACAGCCGCAGGGAGAGCCGGCUCAGCGCCCUCGGCAGCCGCGCCGACGACGACAGCAGCAGGGACUACAGAAAGUUGUACGAGAGUGCCCUGUCUGAAAAUCAGAAGCUGAAGUCAAAGCUGCAAGAAGCCCAGCUUGAGCUGGCUGAUAUCAAAGCAAAGUUGGAAAAAGCAGCCCAGCAGAAACAGGAGAAAACUUCUGACCGGUCCAGCAUGCUGGAGAUGGAGAAGAGGGAGAAGCGAGCCCUGGAGCGGAAACUCUCUGAAAUGGAGGAGGAAAUGAAGAUUUUGACAGAGCUGAAGUCAGACAACCAAAGGCUGAAGGAUGAGAACGGAGCCCUCAUUCGUGUCAUCAGCAAACUCUCCAAAUAGGAAUCCUGAGCAGAGGCAGGACAAGGAGGGGUGUCCUACACCAGCUGCCAACCCCACCACUAAGCCCUCCCCCCUUUCCUUCCCCCCACGUACAGCAAGCGUUUCAGCUGUGGGAUCAAUGUCACACCUGCCUUGCCCUGCCCUUUGCUGUACAUUCCCUUCCUACCCCUCUUUCCUCCCAACACACCCCCUGCCAUUCUAUUUUUUUUUUUUUAAUUUAUGCAUGUUGUGGUAUCUCAGACAUUUUAUUCAAGGGAGAAAUGUGAGGACUGGGUUUGAGCUGCCAAACCUUCUUCCAGAAGCUCAGUAUUUGGUUUUGGCCUCUGACCGGGAGUGGGAAGCUCCUGCUGUAAAAAGUGACAUCUGAAGAACUAACCCAGCAUAUCCAAGCCCUUUACAGGUGGGAAAUGUGAACAUGGGCUGGGACUCUGAGGAUGCACAUCAGCCCACUGAGAUGUGGGACUCUGGCUAAAUGUGAUGCUGUGAAAGCCACCAGAGCUCGUGUUUGUCACAGGCUGAUGAGCUGUUUUGCACAAAGACCUUCUCCUCUUUCCCCAGCAGACUGAGUCUUCUAUUUAAGAUAAGGUUUUGAACCUGUUCAGUAACAUCAGUGCUGACAGUCAGUGUCAGACCCUUAUCCCUCACCCUCCCUUUCCCUCACAGCCUGGGUGAUCUGUGUCACAUCGUGUCCUUCCAGAGCUCUGUCUCUCUGGUUGGUAGCAUCCGGUCACCACCUGGACCCUUGUUCCUUGGGACAGGAUAUAUCCCAGGCACUUGCUGAGCUUUCUGAAGGACAAACUUGAACCCCUACAGACCCUCUGCUGCUCUCACCUGUGUGUGAGCGUGAAUCACCUUGCUGGGAGCUAUGCCCAUGCCAGAAACCAGCCUCCCCUUCCCAACAGCCAUCUGGGACAUUCUCCUGCUGCCUCCCUGAAGGCAGAGCCCCAUUGCAGAGCCUGGUCUGGUGUUUUGGCUGCCCCUCCUGCUAUGAUUUGCAGCAGAAAUUGUAGAGAGCAUAUGCCAGCAUCCUGUCCCACACACCUUGGAAAGGUAAGGGUGUGUCAGUAUCAGAGGGACAAGGAGCUGCUGGGAACUGAAUCACCAUGAUGAAAGUCUUCUGACCUGUCAAAAACUUGUGAUAAGCUUUGACUUUGAAGGAAACCUCCAGAAAUACUCCUCUUUAAUGUUACAUGUACUUUGAACAGUUUGGAAUUGUUCUCUCCCAUGGGCAUUUCGACAUUGGCUCCUCUCUCCAUGCUGUGGGACAUCAUCAGGUCUGACUCUUCUCAAACAAUACCUUCCCUCUCAGAAACAUCCUGCUGUAUCAAAAACGUUCUCCCAUCUACAUCCUUCUGUAUUUGUCCUUUCAUCCCCUUUGUCCUUCAACUCCCCAGAUUUUGUCUGGCCAAGGGCAGCAAUUCUUGGUCACUGAACCUGGAGGUGGCCAUGAAGCACCUCUACCAUGUUCCUGAGCAGCUCUGCUGGCUCUGGCUGGGGGGUCUCUCCACUGCCAGAGAGAUGAGAUACUUGAACAUGAGCAGAAUACUUGAGCUUGCUGAACAGGGUAAAACUUACCUUGUGUUGGGCAGUCCUGGCCUUUUUCCAGCCUCUUGCUUGUUCCUGCCUCAGAAAGCCUCUCCGUUUUUCUCUUCCUGGGGUUUUCUCUCUUUGUUCCCCCCCCUCCCCAGUUCUCCAUUUUCCACCCUUCCCCUCCCUGUCCUGCCUGUUUCCACCUCUCUUGCUCUUCCUGGAGCUGCCAGGUUUCCCCAGGCAGCUCUGACCAUAAGUUGCUCUUCAGCUGGUGGAGCCGUUUGUGCAGCUGAGGCACCGUUUCUCCUGGUACACUGAGGCCCUUCCUCUGCUGCUGAGCUUUGGGAGGAAGAGACCAAAGCUGCUAAAGGCAUCAGGGUUUCUGCAGAGCACUGCCUAAGCCAGGCAUCCUUUUUAUAUUCCUUGAUUUUAACCCUGCUCUAUUUAACAGCUUUAAGUCUUGAGAUCCGGUCAAUGCUUCCCCUGCACGCCGUUCCCCCUGGUGCACUCUUCAUGUGAGUUCUUCUGCCGUUCUUGGUGUUUUCUCUCUUGGUGACCUCUCCUCGCUCCAGCCCUGGGCUCUGCCUCUGCUCAGGAGGUCAGGGGCAGGAGCCUGGUCCCUCCUGUGCCACGUGGAGGAGACGCUCCCCAGCUGGGCCAGCGCCUCAGGCCACGCAUCUCAGCAGGAUGGGGAGGAGAGCUGAGAAUAAAGAUCCUGUUCUUCUCACAGGCGGGUUCCUGGCAGCAGGAGGAAGCCUGAUGUCUGUUUUAGGGAGAGGGUUCAACCCAAUCUGACAAAUCCAUCCUGCACUGAUGUUUUUCCCCUUCCUACCAGGACAUUCACUGUGCUUUUUCCCAAGGAACAGAGUGGAAAGGCUGUGGGAGGCUCAUUCUUCUGAGUGGCACCUUGCAAAGCCAAAU